This is a messenger RNA of Brienomyrus brachyistius, 2235 nucleotides long. Its product is annotated as zinc finger protein 233. The transcript is spliced from 4 exons. Gene Ontology annotation, biological process: regulation of transcription by RNA polymerase II. Gene Ontology annotation, molecular function: DNA-binding transcription factor activity; RNA polymerase II cis-regulatory region sequence-specific DNA binding. Bases 1 to 1890 code for a protein of 629 amino acids. Lineage: Eukaryota; Metazoa; Chordata; Actinopteri; Osteoglossiformes; Mormyridae. The record is from RefSeq and is a predicted model, not a curated record.
AUGUGUGAAAUCGGCGAUCCUGGAGUCAUGGCUGACUCCGUGAAGACCUUCCAGUCCCACCUUACUUCGGUUAUGGAUAGCCUGGUUAGGGCGUCGGUGUGUGAGAUCACGAAGCUAUUUCAGGAUACUGUCAACGAUUACCUGGUGGAGAUAUCACUGAACAGGAAGGAAAACGAGGCCCUGAAGUUAAGGCUAAGAUUGACUGAAAACAAACUGAGAAAUGAACGGAAAUACGGGAUGGGGUGGGCAGCGAGCCGGCGCAGCUCCAGCCUUCUGGUAUCAGACGAGAGUGGGCGGAAAAAACGAAAAAUUGAAAUGAGUAGAGUUAAGCAGAGGACAGGUGGUACUUUUGAUAAGGACUGGCCAGCUAACCCUUGGGAGGCAGGGAGCGCCCCCACAGGGGAGACUGGUGAGGAGCCACGAGACGUGUACCUUGUCCAACUCCCGGGAGGAGGCGAAGAGGAGGAGGAAGACGAAUGUGCCCGCAGAUCAACGGAAGAGACCACCAACAUCAAAGAGGAGUCCACAGAAAUGGAGGGAGGAUACAGACCCGAAUCUCUUCGACUGAUACACGAAGCACUUCAAAUGGAUCCGGUUGACCCAAACCUUGGAAAUUCAAACCCUGUGGCUGGAGUUCCCGUGUCCCGGGAAAGGGCUGCUAUGGAACAACCUCAUUGUCAGAAUGAGUGGGGCACACAGCUUACAUCUGCUGAUGGUCCUGAGAAGUUCACAGAGCAACACAGGGCCAGACAUGGUAUGGAGGAGCUCAGCGGGUUGGAAACCGCCUUGAAGGCCGAGCGCAGCAGCGAACAUCCGGCCCCCAGACUCAACCAGACGGUAUCUGAACAUAACAACGAAGACUUUGGCAUCCAGGCUUCGGAAAGUAUAGUUAACGCUCUGGGAGACCUGGAAUAUGUUAUGGCUCAGAAGUACAUUGGACUGGAUGGCUUGUGCAGCUCCGAGCAAGAAUCUGGACUUCAGGCUGGCCAGCCAGCUGACAGGGACACCGAUGGCCUGCUGGAGAUGCACAGUCGACUGGGGCCUGUGCUUCCUCAUGUAGAGGUCCGAGGAUUCGCUUCCAUGCGUGUCAAAGAUGGUCUUAGGUCGCUCUCUGCAGUUGGUGGGGAGCUGAGGUCCAAUUGGCUGAAGAGAAUGAGGGAGGGAGAAGGGGGGAGUGUAGAGAGAUUGGCUGCACAGCCUGCUCAGAUAGAGCAGGGGUCAGGGGGCACCCACAUCACCCAGCCUGUGAGUGGGAAUGUAGUUGAACCUAGUGGAGAUCCGGGGGAAUUUGUUCAUCUUUGCAACCAUUGUGGUAAUACCUUUAAUACAGCUGCUGACUUGGAAGACCACCCAUGCCUUCAUUCUGCCCAAAACCAGCAACACAGCUGCACUCUGUGCAGGAAGAGCUUCAGCCAGGCCUCUCAGCUGCGGGCCCACAUGCGUCUGCACACUGCGGAGGCCGAGGAGAGACCCUACCGCUGCACCCAGUGCAGUCGAUCAUUCAGCCAGUCCUGGAACCUCAAGAACCACGAAUGCGUUAAUUCCGAGGAGAGGCCGCACCGGUGCGAGUUGUGCGGGAAGCGCUUCACCCAUUCACGCUCCCUCGAGAGACAUCAGCUGGUGCACACUGGUGAGAGACCCCACCGAUGUCCUCAGUGUGGACGCAGUUUCAGCCGCCUGGGUAAUCUGGAGCGACACCAGCGUAUUCACACAGGGGAGAGACCUUACGGCUGUGCUGCUUGUGGAAAGCGGUUCAGCCGCGUGGAAUACCUAAGGAGACACCAGCAGAUUCACACCGGAGAGAGGUCGGCACACCAGUGCGGUCACUGCGGGAAAUCUUUCAGUGAGGCAGAACAACUGAAAAAUCACCAAUGUUUUUAUAACAUUUAGUAGGAAUCCUUUAGUAUUUAUUCUAAUGGUGACUAUUUCACACAGCCAUUUAAAUCGAGUUUGCAGCAUUCAUUGGGUGAAAAAAAACCUUUUUGGAAGAAAUUCACAGGUGUAUGUUUUGUGACAUAAAUGACAGUGGUGGAUUUGGUAGAUAAGUGAAGUUUUGGAUUCUAAGAAAAAUGGCGUAGUACUUUAUUUAUAAUAUUUAGAAUUUAUCCGUUCAGUUUAAUAAUCAUCAGAGAAAAUGUAUACCAUUGUUUUAUUCAAUGUUGCUGUUUAAUACAAAUUUUCUCUUUUGUAUUAUUUCUUGCGUAUUACAUUAAUAAAUGUAAAAUGUUAUAUUGG